AUGACACGGUCCAAUUCGCCGGUCCAUAAGCCGUAUAACUUAUUCUAUCGCUACUUUCUACUGGAAAAAUCACCAACCUCCACAUUACCAGACUUGGUAACUGAUACAAAUAUUAGAACUUCAAUACAACAGCUACGCCAUCACAAAUGGACUAGAGGUGAGAUGUUUCACUAUGGCUUUUUGACAUCGACUCUAGUGUUUGUGUUUGCCAUAUACCCUGCAUCCAUAAUCUAUAAAUUACCCGUAAUAAUUGCAUUAUUGACCAUUCUUUCCGUACCCAUGACCUCGCAAUUCUUCCUUCCUGCAUUACCUAUCUUGACAUGGCUUGCAUUCUACUUCACAUGUGCCAAAAUUCCUCACGAUUGGAAACCUGUUAUCUCCGUUAAGGUGCUACCAGCAAUGGAAACAAUAUUGUAUAGCGACGACUUAUCCAACGUCUUGGCCAAAGGUCACAACACUCCCUUGGACAUCUUGGCUUGGUUGCCCUAUGGUCUAUUCCACUUUGGCGCACCAUUUGUGGUUGCAGCCAUAAUCUUUUUAUUCGCGCCACCAACAACCUUGAGAUCCUUUGGAUUUGCAUUUGGAUACAUGAAUUUGAUUGGUGUGAUCAUCCAAAUGUCCUUCCCUUCAGCACCACCUUGGUACAAGAAUAAAUACGGCUUGAACCCAGCCAACUACUCCAUGAGUGGUUCACCAGGUGGAUUAGGAAGAAUCGACGAGUUGUUGGGCUUUGACAUGUACACUACCGGAUUCAGCACGUCGCCGGUGAUAUUUGGAGCAUUCCCAUCAUUACACUCAGGAUGUUGUAUUAUGGAGGUCUUGUUUAUGACAUAUCUUUUUCCACAACUCAAAUGGCUUUGGUUUUUCUACGCCUCAUGGCUAUGGUGGAGUACAAUGUACUUGACUCAUCAUUAUUUCGUAGACUUGAUUGGAGGUGCAAUAUUAUCAUUGAUAUUUUUCAUCUUUGUCAAGUAUAAGUACUUGCCUAAAGUCAACGGCAGAAACAGAUGGUCAUACAAUUCAUUAGAAUAUAAUGAGAUUCCGAAUUUAUAG
Lodderomyces elongisporus is the source of this 1053-nucleotide messenger RNA. It is a transcript of the gene AUR1, whose product is annotated as inositol phosphorylceramide synthase. Bases 1 to 1053 code for a protein of 350 amino acids. The transcript has a single exon. Gene Ontology annotation, biological process: inositol phosphoceramide metabolic process; sphingolipid biosynthetic process. Lineage: Eukaryota; Fungi; Ascomycota; Pichiomycetes; Serinales; Debaryomycetaceae. Gene Ontology annotation, molecular function: inositol phosphoceramide synthase activity. Gene Ontology annotation, cellular component: inositol phosphoceramide synthase complex. The record is from RefSeq and is a predicted model, not a curated record.